This is a messenger RNA of Rosa rugosa (rugosa rose), 1912 nucleotides long. RefSeq lists its product as uncharacterized. The record is from RefSeq and is a predicted model, not a curated record. NCBI's taxonomy places the organism in Eukaryota, Viridiplantae, Streptophyta, Magnoliopsida, Rosales, Rosaceae. Bases 737 to 1912 code for a protein of 391 amino acids. The transcript is spliced from 4 exons.
UACCCGGUAGGGUUGUUCGUGCAUGUCAGCCACGUGGGGCUUAAAGAGUGGUGGUGCAAUAAAUGCCCGUCCCAUCGACUGACGAUUUCGAGGCGUGGAGAGAUGCGUGGGACACGUGUAGUGAUCCUACGGUUGAAGGACUUUUGUCUUCAACGGCUGUGAUUUCUUGGAGAUUGAAUUUAAGAGGGAAACCGACUGUUUCCCUUCACUUUUCGCAGAAACUCUCAGAAAACUCUGCCGAUUUGCAGUGAGGAGGCGAAAAAUCAAGGGGAGAAGUGGUGUUGGUAUUUCUGGAGUGGGCGAUCGAUCGAUUGUUGAAAGAAAGAUAGCAAAUUUGAGGAACGAGAACAAAGAUGAGAUACCUGGACCACCAUCGAGGAAGUUCCCGAAGAGUAAACUUACCCAGCAGGAUACCGGAAGGUUCUGUACAUACCAUGAAGAUGCUGGCCAGAAUACCAACCUCUGCAUGGCUUUAAAGAAUACGAUCGAAUCACUAAUUUAGAAGGGCAAGCUUCAGCGGUAUCUACCCGCUAAAGAGAUAGGAGUUAUCGACAUAUACGGCCAGAUCUUCACGAUCCAUGGUGGAGGCCCGAAGGAUUUACCACCCCAGAGGAGGAAGCGAAAUUCCAGUUUCGACCACCAAGAAGUUUUCAAUUUCCACAAGGCCCCGCAACAAGACGGCGACACUGGGUAGAAGUCUGUCACAUUCCUGCAGGAGGAAGAAGCUGAUCUAAAAAUGCCCCAUGAUGAUCCCUUCCUGAUCACGCUCCAAAUGGACCACUACAUAAUGUCUCGGGUACUCGUAGAUACCGAGGCCUCGGUUAGCGUAUUAUUUCGUGAUGCAUACAAAGCUUUGAACAGGGGAAGGGCCAAGCUGUCCCAGGAUAAUGAGCCCCUCAUCAGCUUUUCAGGAGAUAUAGUCCAACCACUGGGAUCAGAUUACUUAUCGAUCACGGUGAGAGAAAGUCCAAAUUGUUCAACGAUUAAGACAGAGUUCAUUGUCAUCGACUGUGCUUCAUCCUAUAACGCUAUCUUGGGACGGCCGACACUCUGGCGUUUGAAGACAUUCAUUGCAGGCCACAUGCUCAUGAUGAAGGUGCCAACCCCUGUGGGAAUAGCCACCAUACGGGGUGAUAAGGCUGCGGCAAGGCAGUGCUAUUCUUUAACGGUAUCUCGGGGCAAGGGAAAGUCAGAAAUGUUGCCCGUGACCACCGACCCUCUCACAGACAGGUACGAGGACCCCAGAGAUGAUGCUGACUCUGACGAAGAACGGCCCGGUGCCGUGGAAGACAUCGAAGAGGUCCUGCUAUCCGAGCAGUUCCCGGACAGGACUGUCAAGAUAGGUACCAAGUUGGAUCCGGUUAUCAAGGAAGACCUAAUCUCGUUCCUUCACUCUAACGCAUCUGCUUUCGCCUGGUCAUACGAAGACAUGCCCGAUAUACCAACUAACAUAGCCAUGCACAACCUAAGCAUUGUUCCUUACUCGGCACCAGUAAGACAGAAGCGCAGAACCUUCACACAUGAUAAGUACCAGGCUAUCCAAGUUGAAGUAAAGAAAUUGAUGGCCAUCAAUUUUGUCAGGGAAGUGACAUAUCCCCGGUGGUUGGCCAACGUGGUCAUGGUACCAAAGAAGGCACCGGGAUCAUGGCAUGAGGAGCACACCGCUUUCACCACAGACAAAGGUCUUUAUUGUUACCAGGUCGUGCCCUUCGGAUUGAAGAAUGCAGGUGCCACUUAUCAGCGACUUGUCAACUCCAUGUUUGCGGAUGUCAUCGGUACCAUCAUGGAGGUAUAUGUGGACGAUAUGCUGGUCAAAAGCUUAACCCCCGAGGACCACGUAACCAACUUAUCAAUUGUCUUCGCUAUCAUAUUACACAACGAAUCAUUUAUCAAACUUGUCCGUCUGGAGUGA